This is a messenger RNA of Rasamsonia emersonii CBS 393.64, 3999 nucleotides long. RefSeq lists its product as uncharacterized. The transcript has 11 exons. The coding region runs from base 1 to 3999 and encodes 1332 amino acids. NCBI's taxonomy places the organism in Eukaryota, Fungi, Ascomycota, Eurotiomycetes, Eurotiales, Trichocomaceae. Gene Ontology annotation, biological process: proteolysis. Gene Ontology annotation, molecular function: NAD+ poly-ADP-ribosyltransferase activity; serine-type carboxypeptidase activity. The record is from RefSeq and is a predicted model, not a curated record.
AUGGCUCCGUCCACCUUCAAGGGACUCGUGGUCGUCGCAAGUGGGACCUUUCCGGGGUACAAGCAAGCCGACCUGAAGAAAAUCGUCGAGGAUAACGGCGGUUGUUUCAGCUCCAAAGUCACGGAUGAAUGCACCCAUUUGGUGUCUACUCAGAAAGAGGUGGAUAACAAUGGGACAAAAAUAUCCCUCGACUGGCUGCUAGAUUCAGAAAAGGCCAAAAAACGACUUUCCGAAAAGAAGUAUCUCUUUGGCCCGACCAAGGAUGUCAAGGAUGCUUCUGAUGCUGAUGCCUCCAAAAAUGAGAACGGCUCGUCCAAGAAACGUUCCCUCGCAGACACCUUUGACGGGGAUGAGCAACUUCCCAACAAGAAGCAAAGGGACAGACAGAAAGCCAAGUCGAAAGAUUUGAAGGUGGAAGUCGACGAAUGUUUCCGAUUUCACAAUGGAGGAGUUGAAGUCUAUAUCGACGAUUCUGGACUCAUCUGGGAUGCCACGCUCAACCAGACCAAUGCAGCCUAUAACAACAACAAGUUCUACCGUAUCCAGCUGCUUAAGAAUAAAUUUUCUGACGAAUACAACACUUGGACUCGAUGGGGCCGUGUGGGGGAAGAUGGCCAGAGCGCCCUGUUAGGAAAUAAUACUUUGGACAUGGCCAAACGCCAUUUCGAGAAGAAGUUCCGAGAUAAAACAGGCCUUAGUUGGGCCGACCGGCUGGCGCCUCCAAAGAGCGGCAAGUACGCUUUUGUUGAACGCAAUUACGAAGAGUCCGACUCGGAAGACGAGAAGGCCACGAAGAAGAAAGCUAAAAAGGAAACAGAGGAGGAACGCAAGCAUGUCGAGAGCAAGCUUCCCGAAAAGGUCCAGCAGCUCAUUGCCUUCAUCUUCAACCAGCAGUAUUUCCAUAACGCGAUGGCCCAGAUGUCAUAUGAUGCCAACAAGCUCCCUCUGGGGAAGUUAAGCAAGCGGACGCUGCAGACUGGCUUCCAGAUCCUGAAGGAUCUGUCUGAGCUGAUUAACGACCAGUCUCUAGCGACGUCCAAAUAUGGUAAGUCGUAUUUGGCGGCCACGGAGGAACUCAGCAAUCGAUACUUUACCAUUAUCCCUCACGAUUUUGGGCGCAAUCGGCCUCCUGUGAUCAACACGCCAAACUUGAUCAAGAAAGAGGUCGAUCUAUUGGAGAGCCUGACGGACAUGGAGAUUGCCAACAGCAUUGUCAAGGAGUCCAAGGAUGAUGAAAUGGUUCAUGUUCUGGAUCGGCAGUUCCAGGGACUGAAGUUGCGGGAAAUGACUCCACUGGAUCACAAAUCCACUGAAUUCCAAGAAUUGGAGGACUAUCUAAUGAAGUCGCACGGAUCCACUCACCAUAUCCGUUUCAAAGUGCAAGACAUCUUCCGCAUUGAGCGCGAGGGAGAGAAUGAGCGUUUCAUGAAGUCGCCGUAUGCGAAUAUUAAGAACAGCAACCGCCGUCUGCUGUGGCACGGCUCCCGAAGCACCAAUUACGGAGGAAUCCUGAGUCAGGGGCUGCGUAUUGCCCCUCCGGAGGCGCCUGUCACUGGCUACAUGUUCGGCAAGGGAGUGUAUUUUGCCGAUAUCUCAAGCAAGUCAGCCAACUACUGUUGGGCGUCACAAAGCGGAAAGAUUGGACUGCUCCUGCUCUGCGAUGUCGAACUGGGCGAUCCAAUGCUGGAACUCGACCAAGCAAACUACAACGCCGGCGAGGAUGCCAAAGCUCAAGGUUGUCUGGCGACGCUCGGCCGGGGAUCUCUUGUGCCGCAGGGUUGGAAAGAUGCGGGCUGCGUGCAUCCGAACCUGAAAGGGGUGCUGAUGCCCGACACUUCUGUCCCUCCAGGACCGUCGGGAAACAAUGGAUCGUUGAUAUAUAAUGAGUACAUCGUCUACGAUGUGGCUCAGAUCCGCCAGAGAAAUAGGGUCCUUCCCCUUUAUCUAGGUAGACUUGGGCAACUGUGUAACGGAGGAUGUCUCGGUCUCAUUUUCUGGGAAAUACCUGGCAAAUCAUACUUCGUCACUGCAAGGGGCACAGAGCAGGUACCAAUCUGCGCAGGGUUGGGUACACAAGCCCUAGCUGCCGCAGUUGCCGAAUUGGGCUCCAUUGUUGCUGCUGGCCUAGCGGGUGCCGUGCUGGCCCAGUACUUCCCCCCAAGCCCCGAAGGUCUCACGGUCGUAAAGUCCAACGUGACCAAGGGUGUGUCCAUCUCAUAUAAAGAGCCCACUCAGCCAGGGAUUUGUGAAACCACUGAAGGGGUCAAAUCAUAUUCUGGCUACGUGAGCCUUCCCAACAACACUCUGGCCAACGUUGGCGUAGAUCAGCCGUAUCCCAUCAACAUCUUUUUCUGGUUCUUCGAGUCUCGCCACGACCCAGCUAAUUCGCCGCUGUCGAUCUGGAUGAAUGGCGGCCCCGGCGCGUCCUCACUGAUGGGCCUGUUCCAGGAAAACGGACCCUGCAAGGUCAAUCCGGACUCGAAUUCGACCUAUUUAAAUCCGUUUUCCUGGAACAACUAUGCCAACAUCUUGUACAUCGACCAGCCCAACCAGGUUGGUUUCAGCUAUGACGUGCCUAUGAAUGGUACUUACGACCAAGUGUCCAGCCUGCAGCUAGUGGAUGAUUUCCCCGAUGGAAGUGUUCCCACGCAGAACAACACGUUCUACGUCGGCACGUUUCCUAGCAUGAAUUAUAAAACCACCGCCAACGGAACUGAGAAUGCUGCUAGAGCCUUCUGGGAGUUUGCUCAGAUCUGGUUUACCGAGUUUCCCGAGUACAAGCCCAACGACGAUCGCGUUAGCAUCUGGGCCGAGUCCUACGGCGGCCACUAUGGACCGUCCUUCACAGCCUUCUUCCAAGAGCAGAACGAGAAGAUUGCGAACGGAACCCUCCAGGCGGAUGGCGAGCUGCACUACAUCCACUUGGACACACUCGGCAUUAUAAAUGGGUGUAUAGACCGCCUGAUGCAGGACUGGUCGUACCCGCAGAUUGCCUACAACAACACUUACUACAUCGAAGCGAUGAGCGAAAUACUCUACAUUACAACCAUGGAUGCUUGGAACAGGCCAGGCGGGUGCAAGGACCUCCUCAAGCAUUGUCGUGCUCUGGCUGCCGAGAACGACCCCAAUGCCUUCGGAAAUAAUGCAACCGUCAAUGAUGCGUGCGCCUACGCGGCCAUCUGGUGCACGACGAAUGUGGAAGGUCCUUACGUCGAAAACUCGGACAGGUCGUACUAUGACAUAGCGCACCCCUCUCGUGACCCGUUUCCUCCUUCAUACUUCCUGGGUUUCUUGAACCGGCACUGGGUUCAGGGUGCUCUUGGUGUUCCCAUCAACUUUACAGAGGAAAUCCCCAGCGUAUAUAGCGCAUUCGGGCUCACGGGUGACAUCGCCCGGCCCGAUCUCCUAGGCUACCUAGACGAUCUGGCAUACAUAUUGGAGUCUGGGAUCAAGGUGACCCUGGUCUACGGGGACCGCGACUACGCAUGCAACUGGAUUGGUGGAGAGAAAGUCAGCCUCGAGGUCAACUACACGGGUGCAGACAACUUCCGUUCCGCAGGCUAUGCGAACCUCCAGACCAACUCGUCCUACGUGGGUGGCCAGGUGCGCCAGUACGGCAACUUCUCCUUCACGCGCGUCUACGAAGCAGGCCACCAAGUCCCAGCGUACCAGCCCGAGACGGCGUAUCAAAUCUUCAACCGGUCGCUCUCGAAUCUGGAUAUCGCAACGGGGAAGAUCUCGACGAUCGAGAAUCCCACCUACAAGACGGAAGGCCCGUCUACAACAUGGGACAUCAAGAACGAAAUUCCUCCAAUGCCAGCUCCCACCUGCUACAUCUUGGCUCUUAAGGAAACCUGCACUGACGACCAGGCUCAGAGCGUCAUUAACGGCUCCGCGCUGGUCCGCGACUACAUCGUGGUGGAUGGGAACUCGCAAGACCUGUUCUUCCCCAACGGCACGGUCAAGCGGGUUGACAUUCCUCACUUAUUUCAGCUUUAG